ACCAUACGGUCUAUGGUUGUUACAGAUUUACAGCAUGUUUUACAGGCUGAGUUUGUACAUUUGGUGAUGGUUGAACUGCCAGUUGUGCAGUUCCCCUUCCCUUUUAUAUGAUAAUACAACUAUCUGGUGACGUCAUCGGGGAUCUCCAGCAAUGAAUUAAUUUAUGCGCCAAACAUGUCAGGACUUGCCCUCCACACCUCCUGCUGUAAAAUCGCGCCAGAGUAAAGAAGCGCGAGGAAUCUGCUUCCUUCCCAUCCUGGCACAGUGAGCAUUGCCUCAGCUUGGUUAUAUGCUGACAGAGCUGAGUAGGUGGAGGAGGCUGGUGUCCGCUGGAGAAGGCAGAUAAGCAUUACAGCUGUGCACGCCCCUUUAUGUAUAAACAAGAUCCCUUUUCUCCUCUGGGGUGAACAACAUAUUCACUAACUCUGAGUGCUUAAAGAGAUGUUUUUAUUUACUGAAAUGGACUUGGGAGACAAAAACAUUAUUGAAAUGAUAGCAAAAGCUAUUGAAGAAGCCUCUGAUACAGAUCAUAACCUUGAGGUGAUAAUGGCUGGUAGACAAUCAAUUCAGGAGUUUGCCACAGCAAUCCCCAACCACCUUCUCCUGGGGUCUAUGCUGGAGCACCUGUGUUUUGUCUAUCAGAGCAAUCCAGCUCGCUCACGCAUGCUGUUUAAAGUCAUCGGGCAGCGUUUAGCAGCCAUGAACCUCCUCUCACCUUUGGCCUUCAGUGAUGAGUUCAGCACCGUCAGACUGCAGCACAACAGAGCCUUCACCGAGCUGCUUAAUGCUGCUAACUCCUCACUGUUUCCACAGGGCCAACAACGCCUGAGCCCGAACACACACAACCCAGCUUUCAGACCGAAUGACGAACUGUUUGAAGCGCAGACUUCUCGAUAUCUUGGUGAAUUUGAAGAAGCAUGCAAACUAGGGAAGGGAUCUUACGGGAAGGUUUUUAAGGUUAUGAACAAACUGGAUGGCCAGUUUUAUGCUGUGAAGAAAAUCCUCAUCAAGAAGGUCUCAAAGGAUGACUGCAUGAAGGUCCUCAGGGAAGUCAAAGUAUUGUCAAGCCUGCAGCAUGUAAAUAUAGUGGGUUAUCACACGGCAUGGAUGGAACAUGUUCAGCCUGCAACAUCUCCUGAGUCUCAUCUGCCAGCUCUGGAAUCACCUGGAAAUCCAGACAGUUUUGAUGAGGGCCCGGACAGCAGCAGCAGCUCCUCCAUCAUUUUUCAAAGCCUCAGUCAGGCACAGACAGAGGCUACCCCAAGUGCCAAAGUACCCCUGCAAGGACAGCCAGUCAAAGCUGUAGUCCCCGCCCAGGAGAAGGGACAGGUGGUGUGCCCAAAGAUGAUGCGCCGCAUUCCUGAGAACUACGUCCCCUGUGUGUUCCUUGGACAGCGAGGCCCCGUGAACGCUCCCAAAUGUCCCGCCAAGGAUUGGGACGGCUCAGACCUGCUGGAGGAGGACUUCAGCAGAAGCAGCAUGGAACUCAACAACAACUCCUACAUCGACACAGAACGGCCGCAGCUGGCUGACAAAUGCAAAACAAAGCCUUCGAAAGAGGUACAGUUCCAGCUGAUGCUGUACAUCCAGAUGCAGCUGUGUGAGCGCUCACUGAAGGACUGGAUCUCUGAAAGGAACAGCAAGCCCAAAGAUGAACAAAGCUUAAGAUUGCCUUAUUGGUGUGUUGACGCUGAACACACGCUCCGCCUGCUGAGGAGUAUACUUGAAGGAGUGGAGUACAUUCACUCUAGAGGAAUCAUACACAGAGACCUUAAGCCAAGGAACAUUUUCCUGCAUGGACAUGACUGCCAUGUUCGGAUUGGAGACUUUGGUUUGGCCUGUAGGGACAUGAUAGUGGACAGCCAUAAAAGCACCACCCCUGUGGAUGAUGAUUCAUCACAUACCACAGGUGUUGGCACGUUUGUGUACGCUGCUCCAGAACAACUAAAGGACUCACAUUAUGAUUCAAAGUCAGACAUGUACAGCAUUGGGGUGCUGGCUCUAGAGCUAUUCCAGCCCUUUGGGACGGAGAUGGAGCGAGCCCGGACGCUUGGGGACCUGAGAGACGGGAAAGUCCCAGACUCGUUCAGCCAAACAUGGCCAGUACUGACUAAGCACAUCCUGAACCUGAUGAGUAAAGACCCCAGUGUUCGACCAACAGCCAGCCAGCUUCUACAGAGUGAACUCUUCGGCAGUAAAGACAUAGUAAUCCAUGGUUUGCAGAAAAGGGUUGAGGAGCAGGAGGAAGAGAUCAUGCAGCUGAGGAGACAAAUCAGUCAGCUUCAAAUCUCACAAGUCACUGUUAAUCUCUCACAGCCGGACAAAACCUGAGCCUUAAAAUUCUCAAACGAGAGACUGUCAAAACUUGAUUUCUCAACCACUUCUGUGCAUUAUGUUCACAAGCGCAAGUGGUAGAGAGUACGUGUGUGUGUAAGCAUUUCACUGUGUCUUGUGUAGCAGAAUGUCUGGUUGUUAGUAUUUAUCUUCAUUUAGCUGCUCGAUUAAACCUGUUUCUGCUA
This is a messenger RNA of Notolabrus celidotus (New Zealand spotty), 2519 nucleotides long. It is a transcript of the gene eif2ak1, whose product is annotated as eukaryotic translation initiation factor 2-alpha kinase 1. The record is from RefSeq and is a predicted model, not a curated record. Bases 442 to 2331 code for a protein of 629 amino acids. Lineage: Eukaryota; Metazoa; Chordata; Actinopteri; Labriformes; Labridae. The transcript is spliced from 15 exons. Gene Ontology annotation, molecular function: protein kinase activity; ATP binding. Gene Ontology annotation, biological process: protein phosphorylation.